AAAAUUUCUACAGCCAACCGUUGGUUUUAGAAAUAAGUAUCCAAUUCUCACCUCUCCGAUUCAAUUAGAAAUUGAAUCCCCGUUUUUGUAAGUCUAUUAAAAAUGGGGGCAGGCCAAAUUGGAGGAAUAGCUACAAUGCUGGACAUAGAUUUCAACAAUGCGGCAGGAUUUCAAGGCGUUCCAGCUAAAGUUACCGAAGGACAAUUUGUUGUGUAUUACUUAUCGCAUGCAAUGCUGUUUUGUGCGGGCGCACUGAUAGAAGCCCAUGUAGUCCUCACCCCAGCGAUUUGCGUGGUCGGUGAGAGGUACAAAUUUGAAGUAUUCGCCGGCACGCAUAGAUUUCUAGAAAAUUCUGGCACAUCACGGUCUGUGCACCAUCUUUGCAUUCACAAAGGUUACAAUCACACGCUGCGAUGGGAGGCCUGUACCACCGACAACCUGGCCCUGUUGGUCCUGAGCAACCAGUUCUCUUUCAACAAACGAGAGCCUCACGCAGAAUACAUAUUAAACAGGGCUCGGUACGGAGUGAUCAGUGAUUUAAAUAAACGAAUCGGCGACACUUCGUGUCGGUUUUACGGUUGGGGAAGCAGACGUAAUGGUUAUCUUAUACCAUUGCUGAUUCAUCUGUAUCGCGUCGACGUUACUAUCAUUCCCGGCCACUUUUGUCCGACUUUAUGGGACAGUGAUGAUAAAUAUCUUUGCGUCAAACAGCCUAAAUGUAAGUCUGAAAAACACGGAGCUUUAUGUCCAGACGACGUAGGAUCCGUGCUGGUUUGUUCCGGUUACGUCCAAGGCAUGAUGACCUCACGCCUCAUAGACCGGCCCUGCGGCGUCGGCUUCGUGGACCUCAGCUUGUACAACAAGUUUUUGACGUGCGGCGUGGACGACUCGCGCGACGUGAUCGACCACGACGACUACAUGACCAUAGAUUACAGAACUGCCGUUACACCCUCUUUGAUAACCACUCCACACGGAAAUGUAACAACUGAAACGACCUAUUAAAUUGUAGUAUAUAGUAGGUAUAUAGUAGUAUAGGUAUAAUGAUAUCAUACUUUGAUUUAAGUAGAUACGUAUUCCUAUUCGGGUAACCGUUCAGUGCAGGCUGAUACUGUAUGGAACGAUAUUUUCAGUACCUAUCAGCUUUGCACAGAUAUCUGUGUAUAGUGGCGUAGGUGUAGGUACAUAAUGUUUUAGCUAAGUAGGGUAAACAAUCACUAGAAGUAUUCAUACAUACGAAGAGUUCAUACAAGCCGAUUCCCGUAAGGUUAUCUUUUAAAUAUCGAAGGGUACUUUUCGACCAGACAUGUGCUAUGCAGCUAACAUGUUGCGAAGAUGUUAAAUAGCCUAUGUAGCUGUGCGAGGAAGAUGCGCCGCCGCAAAGUAGUUGCGCUAGAAAGAUGCGAAGAUGCGAUAGCUACCCAUUGGCGUCGGCCCAUAGCAGGCAUCCACAGUACGCUUCCUUAGCACGCAUCCUUAGCACGCAUGCUUAGCACGCACCAUUAGCACGCAUCCUUAGCACGCAUGCUUAUCACGCAUCCUUAUCACGCAUCAUAUAAAAAACAUAUCUUAGUUGACUCUGUUUCCACCAGUGCUAAGCUAUAUGCACCAAUGAAUAUGAUUGGUAGAUAUAAAACGCAUCCAUAGCAACGAGUAGUACAUUUUUAUUUCAACCAAUAACAAGAAAUCUAAUAACGAUGUUACGUUUUUUAUUUUGCAAAAGUGUAACCUUUAAUGAACAUACCAUACAUAGUCACACAUAACAUAAUUAAUAUCUACAGUAGAACUAUAUAGUCUUUUUUGUCAGUAGGGUAAAAAUGUUUGAAAGAAAAUAUUUUAAAAUCUUUUGCUGUAAAGUAUUUACAAAGUACGAGUACUGGUUCAAUCUAGGAGUGUAGGAUAAAUAAAAACAGAUUCAUAUUUUUUUUAUUUAUUAACGUCAUAGUAAUUCAUAACCUAAAUAAAACUUUAAAUCUUUAA
Molecule: messenger RNA, 1977 nt
Organism: Bicyclus anynana (squinting bush brown)
Lineage: Eukaryota; Metazoa; Arthropoda; Insecta; Lepidoptera; Nymphalidae
Exons: 7
Coding region: 103-1002 (299 amino acids)
Biological process (GO): proteolysis
Molecular function (GO): serine-type endopeptidase activity
Source: RefSeq, a predicted model, not a curated record